AGCGCCAGCCCCGAGCUCUUCGCUCUCUCAACCGCAGCGCAGGCAGAGUCCUGGGCUGGAAAGAAUCAUGACUGCUGAAAAGAGUAUUCCCAUAAUCAAUGGGAAGCCAGAGGAUGCUCUGGACCCUGAAGCCUCCAGUACCAACUUGGUGCACAGCAACGACAAGAAAGUGCAUGAAAGAGGCCACUGGAACAAUAAGGUUGAAUUUGUGCUCUCUGUGGCAGGGGAGAUUAUUGGGCUGGGAAAUGUGUGGCGAUUCCCUUAUCUCUGCUACAAAAAUGGAGGAGGUGCUUUUCUUAUACCCUAUGUGAUUUUCUUUAUUUGCUGUGGAAUACCAGUGUUUUUCCUCGAAACAGCCCUUGGACAGUUCACAAGUGAAGGUGGCAUUACCUGCUGGAGAAAAGUUUGUCCACUGUUUGAAGGUAUUGGAUAUGCUACCCAGGUUAUUGAAGCACAUUUGAAUGUUUACUACAUCAUCAUUUUAGCCUGGGCUAUCUUUUACCUGUUUAACUGCUUUACUACGGAACUUCCCUGGGCAACCUGUGGGCAUGAAUGGAACACAGAGCAUUGUGUGGAAUUUCAAAAAAUUAAUAUGAGCAAUUGCACGCAACAAUAUUUGCAGAAUGCUACUUCUCCAGUUAUGGAAUUUUGGGAACGCAGGGUGUUGGCCAUAUCUGAUGGAAUUGAACACAUUGGAAAUCUCCGCUGGGAACUGGCAUUAUGUCUCCUGGCUGCUUGGACUAUCUGCUACUUUUGCAUUUGGAAAGGAACAAAAUCAACUGGCAAGGUUGUAUAUGUAACUGCUACAUUCCCUUACAUCAUGCUCUUGAUUCUGCUGAUUCGAGGAGUAACAUUACCUGGAGCCUCUGAAGGGAUAAAAUUCUACUUGUACCCUGACCUAUCUCGACUUUCUGACCCACAGGUCUGGGUGGAUGCCGGGACACAGAUAUUUUUCUCCUAUGCCAUCUGCCUAGGAUGCUUGACUGCUCUAGGGAGCUACAAUAACUACAAUAAUAAUUGCUACAGAGACUGCAUUAUGCUCUGCUGCUUGAAUAGUGGCACAAGCUUUGUGGCUGGUUUUGCCAUCUUUUCUGUCCUCGGCUUUAUGGCUUAUGAGCAGGGUGUGCCCAUCGCAGAAGUUGCAGAAUCUGGACCUGGACUUGCUUUUAUUGCUUAUCCAAAAGCUGUAACAAUGAUGCCUCUUUCUCCAUUGUGGGCAACUUUGUUUUUCAUGAUGCUCAUAUUUCUUGGAUUAGAUAGUCAGUUUGUCUGUGUUGAAAGUCUUGUGACAGCUGUGGUAGAUAUGUAUCCAAAGGUUUUCCGGAGGGGAUACAGACGAGAACUGUUGAUUCUUGCUCUUUCAAUUGUGUCAUUCUUCCUUGGUCUAAUAAUGUUAACAGAGGGAGGGAUGUAUGUUUUCCAGCUGUUUGACUCUUAUGCAGCCAGUGGAAUGUGCCUUCUUUUUGUUGCUAUAUUUGAAUGUAUCUGCAUUGGCUGGUUUUAUGGAAGCAAUCGCUUUUAUGACAACAUUGAAGAUAUGAUUGGGUACAAACCCCUAGCAUUGAUCAAAUGGUGUUGGAUGCUGCUCACUCCUGGCAUUUGUGCAGGCAUCUUCAUCUUUUUCUUGGUGAAAUAUAAGCCUCUGAAGUACAACAAUGUAUAUACAUACCCAGACUGGGGCUAUGGCAUUGGCUGGAUGAUGGCUCUCUCCUCCAUGAUUUGCAUUCCUUUGUGGAUCUGCAUUAAAUUCUGGAAGACAGAAGGAACCAUGUUAGAGAGAUUCAGAAAACUGAUUGUGGCUAGCCCAGAUCUGAAAAUGAGAGGAAAGCUUGGAAUAGGCUCGUAUGCUACAGUAAAUGACUGUGAUGCCAAACUGAAAAGCGAUGGCAAUAUUUCAGCCAUCACGGAAAAAGAGACACAUUUCUAA
Varanus komodoensis (Komodo dragon) is the source of this 1927-nucleotide messenger RNA. RefSeq names its product solute carrier family 6 member 11 (gene SLC6A11). Gene Ontology annotation, biological process: sodium ion transmembrane transport. Gene Ontology annotation, cellular component: membrane. The transcript has 15 exons. The record is from RefSeq and is a predicted model, not a curated record. NCBI's taxonomy places the organism in Eukaryota, Metazoa, Chordata, Lepidosauria, Squamata, Varanidae. The coding region runs from base 68 to 1927 and encodes 619 amino acids.